GGAUCUACGCAGAUACCAAUUUAAUUUCAAAGUUUAAGGUUUCUGGUUGUGUUGUAUUUCCAUCCUUCUGCUUAUUUUUGAUCUAGGCGGCUCAUAUUUCUCUGGCCAUAUCUUCCUCUUUCGCUUGUCUCUUCGUGUUGUAGUUAGAAACUAAUCUUUUCUUCUUCCUUUUUCUCUUUCUCUCCAGAAAUGAAUAGUUGAUGAAUUGAUCGCAGUCUCUGAAAUUCCGCCAUUGCUUGUUGAAAUGGUGUCCACUACCUUUACUGAUCAGAUUCUCCAAACUUCAAGUGCAACCAUCACGACUUGGUUACCGUUAUCUACAGCAUGGCCUUCGACAGCAGCAUGCUCGAGUUUAGUAUAUGUUGGUUCGGGGAAAGAUGCCGCGAAAGUUUUUGGAUGGGAUCCCCUAUAUCAAGCUGUUCUUGACACUGGUUCCCCGCGAUGUUUUGCAGAUGAAAUGGCCAGUUGGUGGCUAGAGCCAUCGAGUGUGACGAUAUCUUUGGGUCCGACAUUCAAUUGUCCUGCAGCGUAUAGCACCGUUGCAACAUCCGUUCAUAGUGCGGGUGUUACCCAAGUUUUUUGUUGUCCGACCGACUAUAAUCUCUCGGUUCUAAUUCCAUCACAUUCAUACGGUGACUACCCAACUCAAUGCAUGUCCACCCUCACCGCCGGCGAUGUCCUUAAAUAUCAAACUCCCACCGGUGGCAUCUACCAACCCGCAAGUUUGACAGUUAGCUCAACCCUACUUGUCCACGGAGAACAUAUCAACGGAUGGAACAUCGACGAUGCCGUAUUCGCCUCCAUGAUAGGUUCCUCACAAACAGCAACAACAACAACCUCUUCUACAACUUCCUCCACAAACAGUGCAUCCAGCACAACUACCAGAGAAUCAGGAGCCGCAACCACUACAAAGACACCAGAAUCCGCCACCUCAUCCUCAACCUCAUCCUCAACCCCGCUAACCAGCAGCCCUAAACCCAACAACUCGACUGCCCUUGCAGCCGGGGUCGGCGUCGCUGUCGCCGUCGUAAUCCUCGGUCUUGCCGCUGCCAUAUUCCUCUUACUACGCCGUCGAAAAAAGCGCGCAAACAACCCAACGCAAGAAAUCGAUUCGAAAGAAAUCUACACCUCCCCACCAACAUUUGGACAUGGACACGCUACGAAUGAGUUAUCAAAUGAGCCUCCCCCCAGAGAAAUGGACGGAAAUGUUAAUUUGAUGAAGGAGUAUUAUGCUCCGAGACAGAAUGUGCAUGAAAUAUGAAGUAGGGUAAUUGUGGGUGAAUUGUAUAUUUGGCGUGUUAAUGCAUCGAAAGUUCAUGCGUAUAUAAUGAUUGAUACCAAGGUUUGAAGGGACCACUUUGUUUUGAUGGAGUAUGAAUGGAUGAGAAUAUCUUA
Molecule: messenger RNA, 1395 nt
Organism: Botrytis cinerea B05.10
Lineage: Eukaryota; Fungi; Ascomycota; Leotiomycetes; Helotiales; Sclerotiniaceae
Exons: 2
Coding region: 245-1261 (338 amino acids)
Source: RefSeq, a predicted model, not a curated record